Bolinopsis microptera is the source of this 688-nucleotide messenger RNA. RefSeq lists its product as uncharacterized. The transcript has 5 exons. Gene Ontology annotation, molecular function: RNA binding. The coding region runs from base 2 to 604 and encodes 200 amino acids. The record is from RefSeq and is a predicted model, not a curated record. NCBI's taxonomy places the organism in Eukaryota, Metazoa, Ctenophora, Tentaculata, Lobata, Bolinopsidae.
AAUGAUGGAGACGGCUGCAGAUUCUACUUCUAAUGAAGAUAAUGGAUAUAUGAACCGUGUGUUCAUAGGUAGCUUACGAAAAUCGAUAAUGGAGGAACAUGUCAGGGGGUUCCUCAAGAGUAAAGGCUACAACGUCGAGGAUGUGAAGAUUAUACGAGAUGUGAACGGACAGAGUAAAGGAUACGGGUUUGUGGAUCUGGAUAGAAGUGCACGAGGGGAGCUUCAAGCUAAUCAUCUUCUUAAUCAGUACAGAAUGUGGUAUGAUAUAAACAUUAAAGAAGGGUUCUUUGUUGUAUUCAAGUCAGCCUACCGGAAAACCAAAGCCCAUCCGGUACAAGUUGUGAAGGAGAUCUCCACCAACGAGAUUUUUCAAGAGUCUUUUACCAUUUACCAGACCGAUGAAGCAAAGGAUGAACUACACCAGAACGUCCCUAGUGUAGGGAUUCAAAAGAAACCACCGCAGACUCCGCCCACUCUCCAACCAGUACCUCACUACUUGAACCCGAUGUAUUAUCAGCAAUACCAAUACCAUCUAUCUGAAUACUAUCAAUUUGAACAACCUGUGUUUUGUAUGUACAACUAUAAUCGAAACGCUGGAGCUUAAAUAUGGAGUUUGAAUUUUGAAUUUCGUCGCCGACUUGAGAAAGCAACCCGAUGUAACUUGAAAAUUUUUACAUCUCUGGCCCAA